This is a messenger RNA of Leucoraja erinaceus (little skate), 5651 nucleotides long. RefSeq names its product phosphatidylinositol 3-kinase regulatory subunit alpha-like. The coding region runs from base 429 to 2630 and encodes 733 amino acids. The record is from RefSeq and is a predicted model, not a curated record. The transcript has 16 exons. Gene Ontology annotation, molecular function: 1-phosphatidylinositol-3-kinase regulator activity; protein binding. Gene Ontology annotation, biological process: insulin receptor signaling pathway; phosphatidylinositol phosphate biosynthetic process. Gene Ontology annotation, cellular component: phosphatidylinositol 3-kinase complex. Lineage: Eukaryota; Metazoa; Chordata; Chondrichthyes; Rajiformes; Rajidae.
GGCCUCCCUUCUUGCCCGCCGGCACAGACCAGACCCAGACCAGCCCGGACCCAGCGCCGCCGCCACCACCAGGCCUCAACCCUCGGGUCAGAACCAGUCAGAGAGCAGAGCAGUGGAUGCAACUUAAUGUUGACUGAAUACAGUGGAUGGAGCACUUAAAAAAAGAUACUUCAAAUAAUUCACCUCAUGAAUUUUUCAAGAAUCUGCUGAUGCCAUUGAGAAGAAUAGUUUCUUUAGAAGAACCGAAUUGCAAAUUUUUGAUGGAAAUGGUAGAGUAGUUUGAGACCUUUUUUUGAUUAAGCAAGGCACUUUUGGUGAAUACUUUACUGGGUGAAUCUACUUUGGGGGGGGAAACCUCAUUUAUAAUUUGAGUUUUAUCACUUGUUGGGUACAUAAGCCAAAUUUUUUUGUGUUUUGCAAUAAUAACAAUGGACAAAAUGAGUGCUGAUGGAUAUCAAUAUAGAGCUCUAUAUGAAUACAAAAAAGAACGCGAAGAAGACAUUGAUUUGCAUAGUGGUGAUAUACUGAUUGUCACUAAAAGUGCUCUGUUAGCCUUGGGCUUUGGUGAGGGAGAUGAGGCGAGACCCGAGGACAUUGGCUGGCUCACCGGCAUAAAUGAAACCACCCAGGAAAGGGGAGAUUUUCCAGGAACAUAUGUAGAAUUUUAUGGUCGCAGGAAGAUUUCUCCGCCAACACCCAAGCCACGUCCUCCCAGGCCGUUGCCAGUGGCUCCAAAUCCAUUGAGACCAGAGGAUGCGGAUCAGCAAGGUCCAAUUAUACCAGAUUUAAUGGAGCAGUUCUCUCCCCCAAGUCUUGCUCCGGCAGUCCUUCUGAAGUUAGUGGAGGCCAUCGAAAGGGCGGGUCUUGAGAGUGCCAAUUUAUACCGGACUUCUGGUUCAUGUGGUGGUGCUGAAUUAAAGCAGUUGUUGGAUUAUGAUGCAGCUUCGGUGGACAUGGAACAGUUUGAUCUGCAGUCGCAGACUGAGGCAUUGAAACUAUAUCUUCAGGAAUUACCAAAUCCUGUCAUCCCUUCAUCGAUCCACAGUGAUAUGGUUUAUAUAGCUCAAGAGGUACUCAAUACAGAGGAGUGUGCACAGUUGCUGAGGAGAGCUAUCCGGUCCCAGAAUGUGCCUCAGCAGUAUUGGCUUACACUUCAUUAUUUGAUCAAGCAUUUCUGCAAACUUUGUCAAAACUCUGGAAAGAACAACCUGAGUGCAAGAACUUUAGCGGAAAUUUUCAGUCCUCUGCUUUUUAGACAACAGGCGCCAAGUUCGGAAACAAAUCCUGAAUAUCUCACAAAAAUUGUGGAAGUACUUAUAACUAGCGAAUGCCACGAAAGUCAGACUGCUCCUGCGCCAGCACCAGCUCUGCCUCCGAAACCACCAAAAGUAACACCUGUAACCAACAACGGAAUAAAUAGCACCAUGUCUCUACAAGAUGCUGAAUGGUACUGGGGAGACAUUUCCAGGGAGGAAGUCAAUGAAAAACUGCGCGAUACCGCUGACGGUACCUUCUUGGUCCGAGAUGCAUCUACGAAAAUGCAUGGUGACUACACUCUUACCUUGAGGAAAGGCGGCAACAAUAAAUUAAUCAAAAUUUUUCAUCGAGAUGGCAAAUAUGGUUUUUCUGACCCAUUGACUUUCAAUUCGGUGGUGGAGCUUAUAAAUCACUAUCGCCAUGAAUCUUUGGCACAAUACAACCCAAAGCUAGAUGUUAAACUGUUGUAUCCUGUGUCCAAGUUCCAACAGGAUCAGGUGGUAAAAGAGGAUAACAUUGAUGCAGUAGGCAAGAAACUCCAUGAGUAUCAUACUCAAUACCAAGAGAAAAGCAGGGAAUACGACCGACUUUAUGAAGAAUGUACAAGGACAUCUCAAGAAAUACAAAUGAAAAGGACAGCAAUUGAAGCAUUUAAUGAAACAAUCAAAAUAUUCGAGGAACAGUGUCAAACACAGGAAAGGUACAGCAAGGAGUACAUUGAAAAAUUCAGGCGAGAAGGAAAUGAAAAAGAGAUCCAAAGGAUUAUGGUAAAUUAUGAUAAGCUGAAGUCUCGCAUCAGUGAAAUUGUCGACAGCAAACGGAGGUUAGAAGAAGAUUUGAAGAAACAAGCCGCUGACUACAGGGAGAUUGACAAACGGAUGAACAGCAUCAAACCUGACCUCAUUCAACUAAGAAAAACGAGAGACCAGUACCUCACGUGGUUGACGCAAAAGGGAGUUCGACAAAAGAAGAUUAACGAGUGGCUGGGCAUUAAGAACGAGAACGCUGAAGACCAAUACUCUAUGGUGGAGGAUGAUGAAGAUCUACCUCAUCACGAUGAUCGGUCUUGGAACGUGGGGAGUCUUAACCGGACUCGGGCGGAGAGCCUUCUAAGAGGAAAACUGGAUGGGACGUUCUUGAUCCGGGAGAGCAGCAAGCCAGGCUGUUACGCGUGUUCAGUCGUGGUGGAUGGCGAUGUGAAACAUUGUGUCAUAAAUAAAACUCCCACCGGAUAUGGAUUUGCGGAGCCAUACAACUUGUACAACUCCCUUCGAGAACUGGUGCUUCAUUAUCAGCAUACGUCACUCGUACAGCACAAUGACUCCCUUAAUGUCACACUAGCUUAUCCAGUAUAUGGCAAUCAGAGAAGAUGAGAGAUGAAGACUUGGCUUUUGACUGCUGGACUUGGUCAUUGGAAAUGGCUUCUACUCUGCCCUGAUUCAGUUUGAUUCCUGUUCAGGCGAUGGUGUGCAAACUUGACUUGAGCUUUCCAGAGACGAGAGAAGCAACCGCGUUAGAGCUCUGAAUAUAAACUCGUAGCGUGCUUGUUUUUGUAGGGAAGCACAUAUUAAUUGAGCACUGCUAUUAACUGUCUCCUCCUUCGGGAUGUUGGGGCAGGUUUUUAUUGGUGCUUGUUUACAUUCUUCGAAAGGAUUUACCAGUUGGAAUGUUGGAUCCUGCAAAUCCAUGGAAAUUUAAAAAAAAAACUGAAGGAAGAACAUCAAUGUUCAUUAAAAAAACAAGAACCCAGUGAAAUGUUUCUCUUUGAUCCAGAUCGUGGAAAUGAAUCAAAAAUGGAACGGCUCAUUAGAGAAAUGAGUGAGGACUUCAUAUGUAGCAAGCUGGCACCUUGGAAAAUUUGUACCAGGUUUAUCAUGAGAAAGGGAAAGUUUUUUUGUUCAGACGUGAGGGGGUUGCUCGGAUGGGACACUGUCAAAAGUGCUGGAUUUCUAGACUUGAGGCCAUGCAAGCCUGUUUUAUAGACUGUUUAAAAAAAAAAACUGAAGGAAAAGACUUCUACAAAAGUGGCACACAGUAUAAUGUAUAUAAUAUGUAUAUGCAUCAUCCCCACUCUGGGAUAGUUGGAUCAAGUAAAAAUGCUAUCAGCCUAAUCAUAGCAGCUUUUACAUUGUUUCCUAUUUUACAGCUCUUUUUCAGAUAUGGAAUAUGCAGGCCUGCAUAGCAAUAUCACAUUUUCAACAAAAAAAAGAGUACCCAUGAUAUAAGCUUUGUUUUGUUGCCUAAAAGUGUUGUCAGUUUUCACAUUGUUGUGUUGGGUGUUUCCAAAACACAAAGGGUGCCUGUGAAUUCAGCGUUGAAAAUUUGAGGGGAGGAGAGGGUGGAGAAUCUGAUGGAUUCUAUGUAAAUCACUGGCUCAACAGCAUUCUGACGAUUUUAAGACAAAAUUUAUGAAUCGAACUUCAAAACCUAUUUCAGAAAUUUUGUGUAUAGCGGUGGUUUUUCACUGGUUUAACUGUGUUUAAACCACGUUGUUUUCGCCUAACAAGCGGCCAUAUUUUAUAUAUCCAGAAAACACUAAACUUUCUUUUUCCACAACAAAAGCAUCAAGGCCCUAACCUAAUGUUAACAAAUUUCUUGCUCCGAUUUGAAACCUGGAACUCUUAGUGUCACCACAGUUUUCCAUCCCUACACUCUAUAAGCUUUUUUUUAAAAUCAAGCUUAAUAUACUCCUUGUUUUCUGACUUGCUUCACCUUUAUCUUCAAUUAAACCAUGGUCCUGCAGUUGUGGGCCUUGGCACUUUUAACUUAUUACCUCAGUUGUUUUUAAAACAAAAUUAGCCAUCUAAUGGGCAUAAUUGUAACCGUGUACCUGAACCCAUAGUGGUCGUGUUAGUGGGAAAACAACAUGUUUGAUAUCAAAUCACUUUAUCUUGCUCGGUGCAUUGCUAUAAUUCAGCUUCUUGUUUCACACAACACAAAAGCAGAAGCGUUUUGGAACUUCAACAGUGUAAUGGUGCACCUUUUGAGACUCCAGGGAAGACACAGUACCCUUGUAGCGCAUUUAACUUUUCAGCUGUAUAGUGUAGUCCUCUAGCAUAACUAGCCUUCCGAACUAAAUUGUCUGUGCAACAGAUCUACAGAUUUUUUAAUUUCACAUCUAAGGACUUUUUUUCAUAAUUUCACCCCCCCAUUUUAAAGUAAACCUUCUCGAAGAACGCUGGAUCAUACAGCUACAGAAUAAUUGAGUCAUUAUAACCUUGCAAUUAGUCACUAGAGACUUGUGAACCAUUUUUGUAUUCGACAUUAACGGAGGCCGCCAUGAUAGAGAAGGGGUCGGGAGAAUAAAUUGGAAACAUUUCUUGCAGCUGAACUUUCUCCAAGCUAAGUGAUCUAUUGCACAGUUUUAAGAUUUAGAUUAUUUCUGCACAUUACAUAGCCAAGCAUUGAUGACUAUGCAACUUGAGUUGUCGCAGAACAUAAUGUUCAAACCUGCUAAAAGACAAUCGAGUAAAGUUUAAUAUUAAUUUAAUUCCACAAGUAAACCAAUGUUUCCAAAACAUUUUUCUACAAAUAAAAACUUGGUAGCAGAGGGCUUGCUUAUUUCGCAAUCCAAUGUGCAAGUCACCUUAAGAUGCAACGUGCUGGAGUAACUCAGCGGGUCAAGCGGCAACCCUGUAGAACUUGGGUAGGUGACUUUUUGGGUUGAGCCCCUUCAGACCUUUCUUCAAGUCAUCUUCAUUAGCUUGUGAGGAAAAGUUGGCAUUGUCUACUUCUCCCUGAUGUGUGAUGAAGAUACUAAACCUAAACUAUUAGACUACAAAGGUGUGCUAGGCUGUGGCAUUAUUCACCUUAUGACCCUUUUGAGGGCACCACUCGCUCUCUUGCAAAUUUUGAAUAUUCUCCAACCUGAGAAUACUUGUGCUUUUGGUAGUGUGAAACAACCUGGUCCCGUGUCUGCAACAAAGUAAUUAUGGUUCCAUGGGCAUGCUUUAAGCUCUUCCAAAGGUACCACGUGCGAUGAGCUUUACAAAACUUAAAUCAAACUGUUAAGUGUUUGGGUGUUGAACUGGUUGUGCGCACAGAAUUUUCUUUCUGUAUUGGAAAUUCAUUUCGUUUUCUGUGUCUCUACGGUGUACGUUCUUUGUAUUUUUGCUGUAGCUGUGUUUUUUGAAGAAGCUUUGCUCCUUUUUAAAUGUGUGUAAUGCUUUGUUUUAAUGGUACUACUGCUGAUGAGCUUUUUUUUUAAAGAAAAAAAAAUUUGCAUUGUGUGCCAUUUUGUUUGGUGUUGCAUUUCUGUGAAACUUCCUUGGUUGUGGAACUUUGUGUUUUCACAUGGUGAUGCAUAUCUUAACAAAACUGAUCUGAAAGGAUAUUAAUCUUGUAAUUAUUCAUGAGCCAUUUUAUUUCUUGAAGUAAUAAAUGUAGUUGCAGAA